UACGGUGAAGAGGGUGCCGCGUUCGGGGUUGCAAGCAAGUGACCGGUGGGUUGGACUGGAUUGAUGGCACGCGCGAGAACCGAUGAACUUUACCACGCCAUGCCGUGGUGGCGUGGUGGCAGGAGCAGAGCUAGCUAGGUAGCCCGUCCCGUCUUCUCGCCGAGCUUUCUUCUCUCCCAAUCGUCGGCCAGAGGCAGGAGGGAGCCAAGUGUCCUUCGGCAGAGGCUUCAUUUCACCCCUUCUCGUCUUCUCCGCUAAGAUCCUCUGCUCUCACAGAAUCCCGGGGCUCUCGAUUCUUUUUCCGCCGCUUGAUCUAGCCAAGGUUUCCGUUCGCCGGGAUCUCAGCCGGCCCAAGAUGGGCUGCCAAAGAUGCAAGCGGAGGGAUGAGCUCGACUACUGCAAUCUGGAUGACCGGGAGAAGCAUUUCCUGAUGUUUAUGGUGGAUGGCUGUGGUCGUGAGAUGACCAUCCCAGAUGAUUUUCUGAAACGAUUCAGGGGUGAGAUCCCAAAAGAGAUCAAGCUAGAAACACGAAAUGGUCAUAUUUACACUGUUGGAGUUGCCAAGUAUCCAGAUAAACUAGUCCUUAGAGCAGGAUGGGAGACCUUCGUCGAAACCUAUGAUCUACGGAUCGACGACUCUGUGGUAUUUCGAUACAAUGGAAAUUCGCAGUUCAAUGUCAUAGUGUUUGAUCAAUUUGGCCGUGAGAAAGCAUCGUCCGUUGUUGUAGACAGUGCUCCUCUGUAUCCUUAUGUGCAGGAAAGGCAAAGAGGUGCUCCUGAAACUCAUGGUCAUUCUCAGCCCCAUGAAAUGCAAUCUCCUACUGAAAAUAUGAAUAUUUCUCAAGGGCAUCCUCAGCUCAUGCGUGUGCAGCCGCAUACUGAUAACAUGAGCCGUUCUCAAGGGCAUGCUCAUCAUGUGCAAAUGCAACUGCCUAUUGACAAUAUGAGACGUUCUGAAGGGCAUCCUCAGCCCAUACAAAUGCAACCGCCUAGUGCAAAUGUGGACCAAUUUGUUGAUGAUAGUCAGCACAUGCAAAUGCAGCCACCUAGUGCAAAUGUGGACCAUUUUGUUGAUCAUAGUCAGCACAUGCAAAUGCAGCCACCUACUGAGACUCUGAAUCGUUCUAAUUGCCAUCCUCAGUCCCGGCAAAUGCAGCUGACAUGUGCUGAGAGACAGUCAAAUCUUCAGAGGAAUAAAUUAAAUCAGGGCAACAAGAGCGUGGCGAGUUCUUCAGGUGGUUCUUUGUGCUCAGAAGAUGGUACUAAUUUAUGUGAUACAUCUAGAUACACGCUUGGGUGGAACACCCGUCUAGAUCCAGUGCAGAAGGAGAAAGUUGACCAGGAGAUCCAACAUAUCUCAUCUGACAAUCCAAUCUUUGUGGCCAUGAUGAGCAAGUGCAAUGUUACAGGAACUUUCACCCUAAGUGUGCCCAAAGAAUAUGUCAAGCGACAUGUGGGAGAUACGGAGCGCAACAUAUGUCUUCAGCGCCUUGGCAAGGGGUGGGAAGUGCAAUUUGGUGGUAGGCCUGAAGAGAAAAGGAUUAUAUCUGGCUGGCGGAGGUUUGUAAAGGACAAUGAUGUUGAGAUGGGUGAUAUCUGCAUUUUUGAAUUGUUGAAGAAAUGUAAGAUGUGCACGAUGGAAGUCCAUAUCAUCCAUACAAAGGAUAUUGAUACGCCUUCCAAAAUUUGUCAGCAAAGGCACAGAGAGGUUGUUAAAAUUAUGGAACAUUCUCAUUCUCUCCCCCAGCUUAAGGAAAUGCAACUGCAUAAUGAAACAGUGGAAGAUACUAUCGUUCAUCCCGAGCCUGUGCAAAUACAACUACCUUCGUUGGAAAGACGGAUACAACUUCAAAGGGACAAGUCUAGUCAGGGCAGCAAGAGAGAUUCCUUGUCAUCGGAAGAUAUUGAUCAUGAAGAAGGUGCUUUGUCUGAUUGCAUCCUUGCACGUUUUACGCGCCUUACUACAGAUCAGAAGAAGGCAGUGAAAGAGAAGGUUCAAUUUAUUGAUUCUGAAACUCCCAUCUUUGUUGCCAUGAUGCAACAAACCAAUGUUACUGGAAGAUACACUCUAAGCAUCUCUAAGAAAUAUAUCAACAAGUAUUUGGGAGAUGAGGUGCAGAGCAUCUGUCUUGAGCGACUUGGCGAGAGGUGUCAAGUGUGGUUUGGACGCAAGCCUCAGGAUAAAAGGAUUGUAGGCGGAUGGACAAAGUUUGUGAAAGCCAAUGAGGUGGAGGUGGGUGAUAUCUGCCUCUUCGAGCUGCUGAAGCAUCGGAAAUUGUGCGCCAUGAAAGUUCAUAUCAUCCGCGCGAAGGACUUCAGUUGAUCAAAAUGCCAUUGUCUGAUUUAUCUUGAGGUGGUGUGUAGUCCCUUUUGUGCUGUUAGGAUGUAGUACUACCUCCCGUAACAAAAUACUUGUCGUGAUUUUAGUUCAAAUUUGAAGUAACACCACAACAAGUAUUUUGGAACGGAUGGAGUAGUAGGUUACUCUGUUUAUGCCUAUCUGUCCUUGUUAUUUUGCUACCAUGGACACAUGUUGGGGAACAUGUGAGUACUAUAUUUUAUUAUAUAUCUUCCUUCGAAACAAAUGUUUUA
This is a messenger RNA of Triticum dicoccoides, 2592 nucleotides long. RefSeq names its product putative B3 domain-containing protein Os08g0325100. Gene Ontology annotation, molecular function: DNA binding. The transcript is spliced from 7 exons. The coding region runs from base 356 to 2323 and encodes 655 amino acids. The record is from RefSeq and is a predicted model, not a curated record. NCBI's taxonomy places the organism in Eukaryota, Viridiplantae, Streptophyta, Magnoliopsida, Poales, Poaceae.